CCAUUAUCAUGCAUGCAGUUCCCGCUGGGUGUGCGAUAGAUGCCGCCAAUCCUAAAGAUCUACGCACUGUGAAACACAGCUGGGGUAGGUCCACGCGGCCAAAGAGUCAAAGUUCCAGGCAUUUCCAGGCUUUGAAGGACCCUGAAGAAUGCGCCACUAUGUUGGUGGCAAGUGGGGCUUCUCGCUCAUCUUCGGGAUCUAUGGUUCCGUCUUCCCCUAUGCAUUCGCCAUGGCGGUGGUGAACGCGGCUUUGACGGUCGGGGUUUCCAUUAGCAUGGAAUACAGCGAGGGCAUCUACCCGGACCCAGGGACCACGGAGACGGUUGCGACGCUCAUGGCAAUAUUCACCUCUGUUAUGAUGUUCAUCCUAACCUUUCGGAGCGACAUUGCCUACGAGCGAUGGUGGGAGGGUGGCACAUUGUUGCAGAAGACGAGGGGAGAAUGGUUCAAUGCCUACAGCAGUUUGGUAGCCUUUAGUUCGGCUAGGCCUGAAUUACAGAGACAGGUGAUGGAAUUUCAUCAUUUACUGGCUCGUCUCAUGUCUUUGCUGUUCUGCUGUGCCCUCCAGCAAGUGUCUCCUAGCAAAGACCGCCCUUUCGAAAUCCUCGACACACAGGGCAUUGAAUUAGAAAGUCUCCUGUACCUGGAAAGCACCAGGGACAAGGUAGAGAUCAUACUGCAAUGGAUCCAGCGGUCGAUUGUGCUUCGCAUGAAUGACGGGGUUCUCCCUGUUGCUCCUCCAGUCCUGUCACGAGCUUUCCAGGAAUUGUCUCGGGGGAUUGUGAACUUGCAGAACGCACGAAAGAUCGCUGACUUUCCGUUUCCAUAUCCUUAUGCGCAGGUCAGCAUUCUGAUGCUUUUACUUCAUUGGGGACUCAUGCCCUUCUGGUGCAGCAUGCUUCUGUCCAAGACUAUGGCAGCUGGAACCUCCUUUGUAGUAAUCUUCUUCUUGUGGUGCCUGAAUUUUAUAGCUUUGCAGCUAGAGGCUCCAUUUGGAGAUGAGCCGAAUGACCUACCCAUGGAUCAAAUGAUCUUGGAUUGGAAUAACAGUUUGUGCACACUAUUGUCCCCAAGAUCGCAGCGUCCACCUGCUUUUGAAUUUGAUCCCGCAACUCAUGAUAGGUGGAUCACCUCCUUGUCCAAUUCCAUCCCUUCGAUGAUGGUUCAAGAGGAAGAUGAGGAGACAGAGGA
This is a messenger RNA of Cladocopium goreaui, 1191 nucleotides long. NCBI's taxonomy places the organism in Eukaryota, Dinophyceae, Suessiales, Symbiodiniaceae. The record is from the annotation of a GenBank genome assembly.